AUGGAUCUUGUAUUAAAAAUUGUAUGGGCAUUCAAAUUAUAUAUUUUGUUUACUUAUGAAUAAUAUAGACCAAUCUAAUUAUAUCAGGUAGUUGUGAUACUUCUAUAAAAUUUUGGAUUAAAUAAAAUUAAUGGCUAUUCUAAUAGAGCAUAACUGAUCACCCUAAAGAUGUUUAUUCUCUAAACUUAAAUGAAUAAGAUGAAAAUGAAGUAGUCACUUUAAAUUUCAUGA
Messenger RNA from Paramecium sonneborni, 231 nucleotides. Lineage: Eukaryota; Ciliophora; Oligohymenophorea; Peniculida; Parameciidae. The record is from the annotation of a GenBank genome assembly.